CCAUGACGACGACCUGAAACAAAAAUAAACAACAUAAUCAUUCGCUGCUUGAGGGUGCAGGCCUGUUGAAACAUCUGUGCGCGUGCUGCAGGUUGCAUUAAGACGUUUCGAGGAACGAUUCGUCUACAUUUUACCGUAACACCCAAGGAUCGUUCUUGAUGGACACCCAGGUUAUUCAGAUGGAAUCUAUUUCUUUGGAUGACACUGGUCGAGAGAGCCCAGAUGAUGAUCGUCCUCCUGAGAGGUGGGCGCCGGUUGGCUCGAGCGAAAUUGACGAUGCCUGGGAUGAUCCUGAAACAUGCAGUCUGUCGGAAUUUGAGCGCAUGAGACAUUUGGAAGAAGAGCAGGAGCAGCUGAACACAUCGCUGGUCGCUCUUACAACACACUUUGCACAAGUCCAGUUUCGGCUGAGGCAGAUUGUGAAUGCUUCACAGGAGGAAAAGGAGGAACUGCUGAAAGAACUUGAAGAGUUUGCCUUUCGUGGAAUCCCGGACUUGCGUUCUUGUCAAACUGGAGUUGGAAUUUUGCUCUCAGAGACUGAACAAGAACAAGAGGAAAAGCUAGAACAGCAGCGACAAAAACAGAAGGAACUCAUUCAGCAAUUGAAAGAACAGCUUGAGGACCUUGAGAAGUAUGCUUUUGAGACAGGCGAUGCAGGUAUGCCAUCAAGCAUGCUCCUGGAACGCCAGUCAGUCAUCAUAGAACAUCUCAAAGAGAAGCUUCCACUGAAUUUGGAUGAGUUGGAUCUCCUUGACCCUGACGACCUUCGGAGGAAAAUCGAUCAGGCCGUGCGAGAGAUGGUCAACCCUGUCAAAAUGAAGGAGCAGCUGGUCUCGCAACUGAAGACCCAGAUCACUGACCUUGAAAGAUUCAUUCAGUUUAUUCAAGGAGAGGGAUCAGAUGGAAAGCCAAGAUGCACGUGUAACUGUCCAGUUCAUGGCAAGCCGGAUACACUCCACUCUGAAACGUCUUCCGAGUGCUUUGCUUCAACAAGGAAGUACAAGGACCAGCUUCGUCGAGCACACAAGGAGAGCCAGGAGGCCCAGAACAAGAUCUUGAGACGCAUGCUAGCACUACUGCACAUGUUUGCAUUGACCCAGUUUGGCUGUGGUCGACGAAACUUCCAGAGAAACAUCAUGAAGCGGACGCCAAAGGGAAAUCAUUGGGGAGAUCUGCGGGCAUGUCUCGAGCUUUCUAUCAACCAGGUCCUGGAGCUGGUGGGAAAGCAGGAGUCUCAGUGUGUAGACAGUGACUACACCAGUGAUUCUGAAGAUGCUCCUGCUGUGCUGUGCAAUGAGAAACUGACUAGUGCUGUCAGAAAAGAUCUGGCCACAGCUCUGCGUGACUUGAUGCAGCACGGCUUGAUGGAGAUUGGGCAAAGCAGCAGCCUUGUACCCCUGGGCUGUUUUACGUUGCGGUCUGCGAGCGCACCUUCGCUUUUGCAUGCAUGGGACCUCAUCCUGAAGUAUUACGAGAUCAAGAACGGUGCACAGUACAAUGCUUCCCCAGCACGCAAGUUGUCGGAAAGCUUCAACUUGGACAUUGUUGCCUCUACAAUGGAGACGCCGAAGCAUGCCUUGCUGACCGCAGUGCACAGUAUCAUAUCAAGUCAUACACCUCUGAAGCGCAGCUACGAUUCUCACUUCAAGGCAUUUGUGUGUGCAGCCCUCAACGAAAAAAGGCUAGUUGCAUGGCUAAAAUUAAUUUUCAAGUGCAAGCCACUUGUGGAACGUUACUAUGUUCACUGGAGCUAUCUGAAGAAGACAGGCUUUGACGAUGCUCUAAGGUCCCUUGACCGACUAACUGCGUUUGACUUCGAUCUUCCUGUUGACUUGGCUGUGCGCCAACUGCAGAACAUCAAGGAUGCUUUUUGAUGUGCCACCACUCUUUUAGGGAAACAGGUGCCACUUGUCUCAUCAAGCUUAGAAUGAACUUUUUUCUCAUUGUGUUGUGACAAGGGCCAACAUAGCAGGCCAAUUUAUAGUCAAAAACCAUUACAACAUGUCCUUUUUACUGUAUGUCAUGCAAAACGAAACAAAUGUGUUCAUGCGAUGCCUUGGAGCUGCCAUUGAUGUGAACUUAACCUUCUGUACCCCUAAGCAGGGGCUUUUGGUGUGAGGUGUACCGAUUUUUUUAAUGUAUAGCAACAAGCGAUCAGUUGAUGCUAUUGCUACUAUUCUGUAGAAUACCUAGGCAAUAGCAUAAGUAGUGCUCUUUCUUUAAACUUAAUUCUAGCCAAAUGAAUGGCAGGAUUAAGUCUGUGUCUUUGCAAUAUCACCUUCUGCUUUAUAUGGUGUAAUUAUAGCAUUAGCAUUUAUGUUAUUGGAUGGUUGUUAGACAUAAGUAUAAUCAAAAACAAGCUAUAGGGUGUGUCCAGAUAAGAUCGAACACGAGGUCCCGGUCACCAUUCCCGAUUGUGAUGAAAUUUACUGUAGGUCUAGGCAUUACACCCGGAACAAUGGUUUCGCAGUUAGUUUUGCGGAAAAAAAUUUUGUUCGCCUGAAAAAAAAUAUACAACUUUUGGCCGCAAAAAAACGCUUUUCCGCCAAUUUCGCGAUUUCUGAAUUUUGAGCGCACCUAGCGAAAAAACGGUGCACUUCUUCGUCACAAUAUUUAUUCCCCUUAAAGAACAAGUGAAAUACAAUCUUAUGAGUCUAUUAUUUCCCUUGCUUGUCGAAGCACUUCUGAAGAAAAAAAUCACAAACUUGGCAAAUCGCACAAAAUACCUCUAUUUCAGGAAUUUAUUGCUGCAAGCAAGUUAAAGUGAGGAUAAAGAAAAUCGGUACAUAUUAACUUUGAUACUUUCGCUCUCUUUUAAAGUAAUUUGCGUGGUUUUAUCGCGCUCCGUUUUACUCGAUAAUUGGGCUGAAACGUAAGUGAUUUACCAAAAACGCCGAACUUUGAAAAUGAUUUUCUCAAAAAGGCCAUUUUUAAUUUUUUUUUAAAUCCCUGUGAUUGAAGUCAAGGACGUCAUCUACUAUUGUGCAGAAAAAAACGUUGCAUUAUUUUGGUUGCUAACAAGUUAUAGUGCGUCAAAUGUGACCAUGCCAGCCUAGCGGCCGCGUCGUUCGCUAUGGGCUGAAACUCGGAUAUCAGUUGUUAAAAAUACUUGUACUACGUGACAUAAUCACAAAUCAGCAGCUCCACA
This is a messenger RNA of Rhipicephalus sanguineus (brown dog tick), 3148 nucleotides long. RefSeq names its product RUN domain-containing protein 1. NCBI's taxonomy places the organism in Eukaryota, Metazoa, Arthropoda, Arachnida, Ixodida, Ixodidae. The transcript has 17 exons. The coding region runs from base 159 to 1874 and encodes 571 amino acids. The record is from RefSeq and is a predicted model, not a curated record.